Messenger RNA from Portunus trituberculatus (swimming crab), 1243 nucleotides. RefSeq lists its product as uncharacterized. The coding region runs from base 70 to 1242 and encodes 390 amino acids. The record is from RefSeq and is a predicted model, not a curated record. The transcript has 2 exons. Lineage: Eukaryota; Metazoa; Arthropoda; Malacostraca; Decapoda; Portunidae.
UGCGCGGGAAGGACGUGCUGGCCCUUUGGUGCGACGCCCACGGCACGGCAGCGACGGCACGUGGCGGUCAUGGAGAAUCGGUGGAAAGUGGCGGGCGCGGCGAUGGUUGUGGCGGCGGUGCUGGCGGUGGGGGCAGCAGCGCAGCACCAGCUCUCCAACACCUCCCUCGCCAUCAGCGUGCCUCUGCAGGAGCUCGUCGCAGCGGCUUCCUCGAAUCGCUUCAGCUCUCUGGCCCAGGUCUCUCAGGGCGCCAGUAGUGCCGAGGGAGUCCAGGAGGUAGCUUUGGACUCCGCGUCAAAUGAAGCAUUUCGCCUCACACCUAUCAAGCUCUCUCAGACAGGCCCUGUUGACUUCACUGACGGGGCCUCGGAGGUCCCUGGCACGCUCAACCUGGACGCCGAUGAUCCGUUUUUUAUUGUGGAUGGCACGUCUGGCAGCAGGUCGCCCGGGGGUGAUGCUGCCACACUUAGUGAGGCUAACACUACUGAGGAGCCUUCCUUGGCUACAGUGAUCCCACUUGACGUAGCAGACCUUCAAGCCCAACACCAAACAUCAAGUACAGCUGAUGAUUUGAGUCAGAAUACCUCACUGCCCGACGACGUGAACACUAUUGAAGACUCCGGGGAGCCAGGGAACAGGGACGCCAAGACUAGUGAAGGUGUCCUAACGGUCAGUGGGAACGAGCCCGUCCUGCCACCUCUCACCGAGGACUUCGUAGCGCAAGCUGAGCAGUUCUUUGACGGUGCGUCAGGCAACGUGAUUCCGAAAUCCUCAAUCGUAAACACACCUUCCCUUGAGGACGAGUUAGAGGGUCCAGCAGACUUUUCUCAGGCGGACGAUCCCAUACCAACCGAGACUGUUGAUACGGAAUUAUCCACAGGCGUCAUCAAUGAAGACGCACUAAUAACUGAACCCUCUCCUACAGUCUUCCAGGUUGGCUUUGAAACACCAAUAGAAGACGCAGAACCUGGGUCAGUUACUGAUCCCGUAUUUGCCGAGGUAUCUCCAGCUAACCUGUCACCUGCUCCAAAGCCCGUCAGAAUAUCUUUAGACGACUCAGCACUUGUUCCCAUUCCUGAAAAAAUCAUUCUAGAGGGAUCAGUUCCCGAUCACCUUAAUAACGAAGUGCCGGAAGAGAUAGCACCUAAAAAGGAAGGGAACCGCAAGCCAUGCGUGCCCCUGAGACAGUACUCGAGACAAGCAAUGUGGAUUCCGGGCUGCAGGAAAUUGUUGACACAAUAGA